Molecule: messenger RNA, 756 nt
Organism: Sporisorium graminicola
Lineage: Eukaryota; Fungi; Basidiomycota; Ustilaginomycetes; Ustilaginales; Ustilaginaceae
Exons: 1
Coding region: 1-756 (251 amino acids)
Source: RefSeq, a predicted model, not a curated record
AUGCCGUCGCGCCAACAGCUGCAGCUCGAGUAUGCGCAGCGAGACAUCUCCUUUCAGUACGCACAACUCUGCCUCCCCUCCAACUGCCCCAACGGUAUCUACGUACAACUCGACGAUGACGAUACGCAUCUAUGGCACUCUGUCAUCUUUGUCCAGAACGGACCCUUCAGCGGUGGCAUAUUCCGAUUCGACAUUGUCUUCCCCUCAUCCUAUCCAUCGGCUACUCCGCAGAUCUUUUUCCCACCCACGCUCUUACACCCGCUGGUGGACCCGGACACGGGCCGAAUGCUGCUAAGCUCUCGGUUCCCAGGAGCGUGGAGACCGCGUCAAGACUUCGUCUCGCACAUCCUCGAAUACGUGCAGAGCGUGUUCCAGGAUGAAGUGCUCGAGAGUCUCAGAGAGGGGAUCGUGGCCAACCCUGAAGUCUACCGCAUGUUCCGCACGCAUCGGACAUUGUUCAACAAGCUAGCUCUACAGUCAGUCGCGCUAUCGACCGCACCAUCGAGCUUGUACGACGUCAGCGGGGGCAGCGGGUUUCCUAACCCGAGCAUUGGCUUGAAUCUUGCCAAUCCGGCGCGGCCGAACGAGGGGCUAUCGGAGGCUGCAGCAGGGAAGGCAGGCAGCAGACCCAUUCGCGCUGAUGAGGCAAAUGGCAUUCUGUUCCGAAAGCUGGAUGAUGACGAGCUGGCUGCGAUGCGGAAGGAGAUCUUUGGUGAUGAUGAAGGUGCGUUGCAGCAGGCGGAAGAAGUGGAGUAG